This is a messenger RNA of Engraulis encrasicolus (European anchovy), 2966 nucleotides long. RefSeq names its product tandem C2 domains nuclear protein. Gene Ontology annotation, cellular component: nucleus. The coding region runs from base 351 to 1754 and encodes 467 amino acids. Lineage: Eukaryota; Metazoa; Chordata; Actinopteri; Clupeiformes; Engraulidae. The record is from RefSeq and is a predicted model, not a curated record. The transcript is spliced from 11 exons.
UAUUUACUGAUCCCAACCACGCCUUCACUUGGUCAUGACGUUUGUGUUGUUGACCAAAAAAAAAAGCAUGCCUCUGGAAGGCAGGCUGAACUCGGCGGGCGCAGUGACCCAGCGGUUGUAGUGAAAAGUUGUCAAAUAAUGGACUCCACAAAGGUGGCUCUGAAUUCCACCUGCUUUUAGUGUUAACUGCGACGGAGGCUGUGUUGCAGGUAAAGGCGUUUUCAUUCUCAUUAUUCACCGUUGUGGAUUUGUAUUCUGUUUUUCACUUUCUGUUAGACAUCAUGAUGAUUUGGUUUUAAAAGUUGCGUGGUGGUUUUUGUUAAACUUUCUAGACACAGCACUUCUUUAUCAUGGCAGCGGAGUGUAUAAAAGAUUGUUGCCGUUUCUUUCAAUCCAAAGAAGACGAACCUGAACCUGAAGCAAUUCCAUCGAACCAAGAUGUUAUUCGGGAAGAUAUCAAGAAAUCAUUUGGGGUGUCUGAGGACUAUCUCUUGUCCAAAUUGCCUCCGGAUGGGAAAGAGGUUCCUUUCGUGCUUCCCACGUUCAAGCCCUCUUACAUCCAACCACAGGGCGCGCGCUACUCCAACUACCCAACGGGACAGCAAGGCUCAGCAAGGAGUGCAUAUGCAGAAAGAAAAGCUGAGAUUUUGGGGAUCAGCACCAAAGCCUAUGACAUCGACCCUGCAGCCAUUCCUGCCAGUCACACAGUUUAUCACAUCUCCCCUGGUUCAACUCUGGAAGAUAAAUCUCUUCUAACAACGCCAGCUCAAGAUCUGAAACCCACGAGACAAAGGCUAAGUGCCUCAAUGUUUGACCUGUCUGGUCCUAGUCCUCCCCCCAGUUACAUGCAGAGGUAUGACUCGGUGUCCAGUGUUCCGAGCAGCACGUCCUCAGUAAGAGAUUCCUUUGGAAGCAGUCGUAGCCUAGAGUCAAUAACCUUGUCGGGGGACGAGAGGGAACUGGGCCAGCUGUGUGUGAAGCUGAGCUACCAGGAGGCCCUGGAGCAGGUGUGGAUCACCCUGGUCCAGUGUAAGGACAUCCCAGUGGACAGUGCUGAGCACAAGAUAGGCAUCAAAGGCAUCAUCACGCUGGACAAGCCGGUGCAGUUCAAGAGCACGCUGAAGGAGGCAGCUCCAGAUGCCUUGUUCAUGGAGACCUUCGUCUUCGCCCUGCCGCUGCAGCAGCUCCGCAACUCCGCCCUGGUGCUGAGGCUGCACCUGCACACGCCGCGCAAGCGCACGCUGGCCGAGUGCGUCCUCUCCCUGCGGCAGCUGAGCCCGGAGGAGGCCCAGUACUCGCUGCAGCUCAGGCCCCCCUCCAAGUCCCGGGCGUGUCAUGCUGAGCUCCACCUGGCCACCUGUUUCCAGCCCGUCAACGCCCGCAUGCAGCUGCAGGUCCGCUCGGCCCAAAACCUGCCCUCCUCCUCCUCACCCCUCACUCAGAGUUUCUUCAUCAAGGCUGAGCUGCACUCGCAGGACCUGCUGGUCACCAAGAAGAAGACGCGAGCCCUCAAGAUGGCGGGAGGCCAGGUGCAGUGGAGCGAGAGCCUCCUCUUCCCUCUCAGGGCUCAUGACGACUCCUUCCACCUCUGCGCCAAACUCUACAGCCGCACCUCCGUCAGGCGCAGGCAGUUCCUCGGACAGGUGCAUCUGGGCUUCAGCAGCCCCUCGCCCACAGCGGUGGAGCAGUGGAGGGACACCAUGGCCAAUCCUGAGAAGGUCGUGGCUGACUGGCACACACUCACAGCACCUUGAACCAGCCACACAGCCCCUCUUCCUGCCACCGCCUGGUCACAAGGGAGGGGUAGCCUGAAAGCAUUACCUACAACCCAGUACUGCAUAUUACAAAUGACCUGUCUUAACCUGUCUAAAUCAACCAAGUGAUUGCCUGUUUGAAUGGUCACCUGGUUGAAUCGGACUGGUGAAACCCGGUCCUUUGGAAUAUGUGGCAUUGGAUUGUAACUUGGAUUGGAUGGUGGCCCAUCACUUCUGGUCAUAAGUGUGUUCGUCCUGUCUUAGUGAAACAGUAGCAACUGGUCUAAAUACAAAUGGUAGCAUUACUUUUUGUAGCAUGUUCAUAUUACACAGGUACAAGAGGUGUCCCAAACCUGUAAGAGUGUAUGUAGGCUACAUUGCCAGAAUUAGUAAUUACCAACUACUUUAUUAUUAUUAGUUAUAGUUUGUCGGCAUCACAGUGAAAGGUCUAUGUGUCCGAGUGAUGUGUACAAUUAGCACUUUAGGGAAGAAAUGAAAAAUGUCGUAGUUUCACAUGACCACACUUUCCCAAGUCUCUGUAGGUUUCUAUGGAGUAGCCUAAACUAACAUGUGUAGUAAUAGCGUUAGUGUAGUCUAAUAAGAACAUUACGGACAUUCUGUGAAUAGCUUACUUUGUGGUACUUUUCCAUAGACAUUACAUGUACAUUAUGGAUAAGUUUUCCACUGUUGUAGUAGUAAGUAAGUAAGUACCACACAGGCAAUACUGGUCCACACAGACAUAUGCUGUGUUGCCUUGCAUUAGGUCAGAAAGAGUGUUUCUGACAGGGGUGAUGGAUUGAUGGAAACUCGGGAGACUGGAGCCAAAGUGUGGUCUAAUGUAUGGUCUCCAGAGAGCUUGCAGGCUUUUGGUCCAUAGACUAGCCAAGUCACCCCACGACAUGGCUCUCAAGAUUGAAACCCACUACCAAUGGGAGUUAUUUGAGAGACUUUGGUUGUUUUUUUUAGACCGCUGUUCAUUGUUUUUCGACUUCUCCUCUCUGUUUGAACCACUUUUGGUAGAUCAAAAGUAGUUUACAUUGCUGUAUGUCUGCGCUGUAGAUAUCUAUGGUAUUACUGCUGUCUGUACAAAUCUUAGCAAAAAAAAAAACUUAUUUAAUAAUGUAAUAUUUUAUUUUAUUUAGCCUUUAUUUUACACCCUCCUUCAUAAACAUUGUACUUGUCUAUGUUUUGAUAUGAUUCAAUGAAUCCUUU